Molecule: messenger RNA, 3633 nt
Organism: Verruconis gallopava
Lineage: Eukaryota; Fungi; Ascomycota; Dothideomycetes; Venturiales; Sympoventuriaceae
Exons: 3
Coding region: 1-3633 (1210 amino acids)
Molecular function (GO): ATP hydrolysis activity
Source: RefSeq, a predicted model, not a curated record
AUGACGAGCUCUGCAACGGAGAGCCAGUCUCUCAUUGCUGCGCAGCCAUGGGAGACUGCGAAGGCGCGCUUCCUCGACGGGCUCUCGGAAUCGGAAAGGUUCUUGUUCAACUCUGCCACGCUGGAAAACCUCUUCUACCAGUCGUCGGGGACUUUCGAGCGCUUCAAGAAUGACAGCAAAUUGUGGAGGAUUCAGCUGAAGCUCCAGCCGCUCUUGGACGCCGUCGAAGAGUACGGGAGGGCGUUGGACGUGUUCAGCAACACGUCUUCACUAGUUCUGGGCCCGCUGUGGGGGAGCUUGAGGGUUGUAAUUCAACUUGCUCGAGGCUUUGGAAGAUACUUUGAGCGACUCAUGGAUAUUUUCGCUCAGAUCGGGGAUAACCUUCCCCGAUAUCGUGUAUACGAGCGACUGUUUCCACAGCACGACCGGCUUCUUGCGGCCCUGGCAAAUGCGUAUUUGGACAUUAUCAUCGUCUGCGUGGAUGCCAAGGAGCUCUUUGGCAAGGCCAAACAGUCCUCAGUAACCUGGGCGGUGAUUGGCAAGGUGCUAUGGAGAACUUUCGAAAAGAAGUUCUUCGACGAACAACUCGCCCAGUUCCAACGCCACCAGGCACUGAUCGAGAAGGAAGCAGGCUUGUCACAUAUGAUCGAAGCGAAGCAAUCUCGAGAACUCAGCAAGGCUAGCCAGGCCGCCCAAGAGAAGAGUAGGCGAUACGCUCGACGUCGGCAGCUGCUUUCAGUCCUGUCGACCGUCGACUAUGCCGCACAGCACCAACGGUUGCGACAUACUCGCCAUCCGGGAACUUGUAAUUGGCUGCUUCGAGCCGAGCCGUUUCAAUCAUGGCUUCACGAAGAGCACUCCUCAUGCUUUGCACUCUACGGAAUCCCAGGCUCCGGGAAAACCGUCCUUUUGGCCAGCAUUGCCGAAGAGCUCACCCCACUCUUGGACGAACCGCAUGCUUGCCUUUGCUACUUUUACUGCGACUAUGCCGACCCGCAGAGUCUUGACUUGGCUGUUCUUGUUGGAACACUUGUCAGGCAACUGCUUGCAAAGGUUGAGAUACCACGGGACGUUGAGGCCCAGAUCACGACCAUGUGUGAGCAGGGUAUCACGCCUCCUCUACAUGCCGUCCUCGACAUGCUCGAGCGCGUUUUAAAACUGUACUCUACGGUUUUGAUCGUCGUGGAUGGUAUUGACGAGCUGCCUCGAGAAUCGCAGUUUGCCAUCGUACCUGCCAUCAAUUCAAUGCUCUCCGUGGAUACGACGUUGGUCAAGGUCCUAACCUCGUGCCGAGGUGAGGAAAAUGAUAUAAGAAGGGCACUUCGCGGCCCGAAGUUCUAUCACGUCGAGAUUUUGGACUCCGAUCUCUCUCACGACAUUCGUGUCUUUGUCAAAGAUCAGGUCGACGAACGCGUGAAGGAUGGCCGAUUGGUUCUUCGGAGCCCGGGACUCAAGGAAGAGAUUAUCAAUGCAUUAUCUGUUGGUGCCAAGGACAUGUUUCUCUGGGUGAGAUUCCAGCUCGAAGACAUAUGCGAAGCGGUAAACGACCACCAGAUACGCCAGACUCUUUUUAACCUGCCAAAGGACCUCAACGAAACGUACGCCCGUAUUUUGAAGAAGAUUUACAAAACGGGCAAGAACCGCUUCGAUAUUGCGUUGAGAAUGAUCAAGUGGAUACGUUGCGCGCACCGACCUAUGACGAUCGAGGAAUUGCGAGAAGCCGUCAGCUUGGAUUGCGAUCAAGCUCGGAUGGAUUUUGACAAACUGCCUUCCGGAGACAGCUUGCGGCUCAUUCAAAUGUGUGGAAACCUUGCGGUGCUGAACAGGGACGACAAUACCGUCCGCUUCGCGCAUCACACCGUUCAGCAGUUCUUGUUUGAUAAUGACCAAUGGCCCUCUCAGGUCUUUGACUUUCCUGUCAACCUACCACUCUCCACGUGCGUGACUGAAGCAGAAAUUGGAGAGCUGUGCUUGACCUAUCUGACCUUCUCGGAUUUCGAAACCCAGGUCGUGAAGCGCGAAACCGUCACGAUUCCGACAGGUUCGGACCUGCUGAACACUUUUGUUUACUCUCAAAUGCCGACUGCGAGCACAUGGGGCAAAUGGGCAGCAUCUGCGAUUUCCGGUUGGACUGAGGUCAGUGUGGACAGUCGGCCUGUGAUGCUUGACAUGACCAGCAUGAAACGCACCCGGCCAGCAUUGCGUGGCAUGUAUGACAAGUUCAAGCUUCUUGAGUACAUUACGCAUAACUGGACCAUGCAUGUUGCUCCAGCAAUCAAACUACGCGGAAGCAGUUCAGACAUGACUGUCCAAUCGAAGAAAUUCAUCUCAAAAUUGGAGGACGUCAUCUUCCGGCGACAAUUUCUGAUCGAUAUCAAACCAUGGGAAAGCCAAACCUACCGAGAUGAGCUAUCCGACUCAGAUCCCCAGCAUUUAGAUCUCUUCCGAUGGAUCAUUGAUGAAGAUGCUAUCGAGUUUCUGAAUGUUCUGCAGAGAACCUACGAGCAACCGCUGAUCCAGGAACUUUGCGAACAUGAGGUUCGAAGCGGCCGACAUCCUAUUCUUAGAGCAGUAAAAGCAGGAGCAUCGCGCGUCUUCACCGCAUUGAUCCUCAUUGCCCUUGACGAGUUCGGCAUCUCGGGUAAAAAGAUGGCAACGUAUCCCGGACCGGAAACGUUAGCUUUGAUAUGCGAUCACUGUUCCGAUUCGAUGUUUAACUCUGUUCGUGCUUUGCUGGAGCACAUCGUGAAUCAGUCAAGAUGGGGUAGCGAGGCUCGGGAUGGUUUGUACGCACUCUUGAAGGAUGCGAUCGAUGAUGGCAACGCUCGCCGGAUCCGCUUCCUGAUCGAACUUGGUGUUUGUAAAAACAGCACUGCAGGAGGAGAUUAUCCUGUGACAUCCGAACUGAUUGAGUUUGUGUUGAGCAGCAAGCAGGCUGCGAGCCUACUGACUUUGAUAUCGUUUCUGAACGGCGAGCUUGAAAUACAAGAGCUAUUCCAAACGGCUGUGCAGAAUGGCCACAGAGACAUGGCAGAGAUCAUGCUGUCUCAUACACAGAAGUGGGCCGGGUUGCGCCUUGCUGAAGCGAUUGAAAACCACGAUCGCGAUUCUUUCGAUCAGCUGAUUGCUGCAGGGACGAACGUCAACAAGGCUUGGUCUCUUGACGGUCCGGCGCUUUGUCUUGCCGUUCAGGCCGUUUCGGAGCCGUUCUUAGCCAAAAUUUUGACGUUCGAUGAUCUUCAGAUCGACGUGUGUGACGCACAAGGGAACAAUUUCCUCCAUUAUGUGGCGGUACUUGAUCUUGACGUGGCAUCGAUGAACGGCGGUGAUGUCGAAGAUGGAAUCGCCCGCCAUGUGCUGUACAACCCUGGCGUUCUGCACGCCCUGAACAAGAACGGGAGAACUCCGCUGCAGGUCGCGGAGUCUCAACGAGCCUACGUUGCAACGCAGUUCAUUAGCGGACUGCACAACGAGCAGGCAGCCGUCGAGGACUCCUCCAACACGUACGAAGUCCUCGCACAUUCACCAUGGAUGAAUCCAAAGACGCGAAAAAUCCUGAGCGAAGGCUUAGACGAUUCUCGAAAUGGCCCAGGUCGAAACAAGUUCGGUUACGACGUUCACGCUCAGCAGUGA